Molecule: messenger RNA, 1554 nt
Organism: Trachymyrmex septentrionalis
Lineage: Eukaryota; Metazoa; Arthropoda; Insecta; Hymenoptera; Formicidae
Product: DDB1- and CUL4-associated factor 8-like
Exons: 8
Coding region: 1-1554 (517 amino acids)
Cellular component (GO): Cul4-RING E3 ubiquitin ligase complex; cytoplasm
Molecular function (GO): protein binding
Source: RefSeq, a predicted model, not a curated record
AUGAACUUUGAAAGUGAAGUACCGGAUGAUACCAGUCAAAAUUUGGUCGAUUUAGCACAAGCUACUUCCUCACAAGAUAAUAGUUCAUCUCUUUCUUAUACUGACGAUGCAAACAGAUUACACACAGAACCGAAUAAAAACAAAAGAAGUAUCUCGAAAUGUCAAGGACAAACCAGUAGCGAUACAUCAAUAGAAAAAUCGUACGAAAGUUUGAGUAAGCAACAAAAAUUAAAUGAAAGUGUGUGCAAUACUAGUGAGAAACAAGAAGAAGAUAAAGAUGAAGAUGAGACCAAUAAAAAAGUAGCUGGUUAUUUAAAAUUAAAGAAAAAAUCUCCUAAUUGGCAUAUUGUACCGGAAGUGAUAAAUCGCCAAAUAGCUAGCAAUCCAUUAUUCGUAAGACGAUUCUGUAGUUCUUUAUAUGCAGUAGAGCAGUUUCAACUUAUGUAUAAACUUUAUCUACCCGUAUCGGGCGAUAAUAACAUAAAUAUCUUAAAUUUCAAUCACAAAGGAAAUUUAUUAAUGUGUGCCAUUUGUAAUGAGAUUUCUAUUUGGGAUUGGGCUAUAGGGAAAAAAAGCUUUUCCUUUACAAAUAAUGAUGACAUCUUCGUCUUAUAUGCCAAAUGGAUGCCAUUGGAAAAUGUUAUGGCCUUUUCUGAUGAAGAUGGUCGGAUACGUUUAUUGGAUAUUGAAAGCAACACAUUGAAAGAAUUGGCGACACUCAAUGGAAGGUCGUACAAAUUGGCUGUGCAUCCAGAAACACCUCAUGUAAUUCUUUUAGCUGGAAUUGACUCACAAGUGUUAUCCAUAGAUAUCCGGGAAAGCAAACCAAAAGAGUUACUUGUAGAGGGAAAUGCAGAACAGUUGUACAGUAUAGAUUCUAAUCCUUCAAAUAGUAAUGAAUUUUGCGUUGCUGGUAUGUCCUACUGUGUCACGGCAUACGAUCGACGAAAAAUGUCAGAACCGCUUUAUAAACUAUGGCCUGAUUAUAUAGAAGAUGAAGAAGGUAUAUUUGUAACGUCUGCUAAGUAUAACUAUAACGGAACAGAAAUUCUCGCUUUAUAUAAUUACAAAUACUUAUACCUAUUUAAUAGAUUAAUAAUGUCAUCACGUGGAGAUUACGGUCAUAUGUAUCAGAAUGAUAUGAGUUCAUCAAUAUUUAAAGGUUCUUUUUUCGGAUCUAAAAGUGAAUAUGUUAUAGCUGGAUGUAAUGAUGAUAUAUUUAGUUGGGAAAAAAAUUCGGAAUCUACCAUACAAUGUAUAACAGUAGAUAAAAAAUCCGUAACUUGCUUGGAGAGUCAUCCGCAUUUUCCCAUUCUUGCGACAAGUGGAUAUGAUGACAACGUUAAACUGUGGGUGUCUUCGAAAGGAGAACUUUCGGUAAUGGGAUCAUUUGGGAAGCAUUAUGUGGUUCCAUUAGAUGACGUAUCAAAUUCAAGUGAAGAUGAUGAUGAUACCAAUGAUACUCAUGUUGGUGAUCAUACUAGUAAUUCGAAUAACUUCGGAUCGGACGACUCUAUCGAGGAUAAUCUAUCCGAAAGCGAAGACGUUGAAUAG